Molecule: messenger RNA, 488 nt
Organism: Anopheles aquasalis
Lineage: Eukaryota; Metazoa; Arthropoda; Insecta; Diptera; Culicidae
Gene: sun
Product: ATP synthase subunit epsilon stunted
Biological process (GO): proton motive force-driven mitochondrial ATP synthesis
Cellular component (GO): mitochondrial inner membrane
Molecular function (GO): proton-transporting ATP synthase activity, rotational mechanism
Source: RefSeq, a predicted model, not a curated record
ACCUUGGCUACAACGAGGGCAGGCGUUUGCCAACCAGAGAAAGAAGGAGAGUACAGCUCGCAGCGCCGAUCAGCUAAGCAUACAAGAGACAGCAAGCACGAGCAUAGUUUUUCCCAUCAGUUUACGGCGUAAAGUCCCUUCAGCUCAAUCGAUUUCCAAGCUUUUCCUCGAUCAGCGCAUUAAGCAAGAGUGACGAAAUGGCCGCAUGGAGAGCAGCUGGAUUGAACUACAUCAACUAUUCGAACAUCGCCGCGCGUUUGUUGCGGAAGGCGUUAAAGCCUGAUCUAAGAGUUCAGGCUGCCCGGCGGGAUGAUUCGCACAUCAAGUUUACGAAGUGGCAAGGUGGAAAGCCAGAGAAUGAAAAAUGAUAUGUUCGUUCUUCCACUUAGUUGCCUAUCAAAUCGUCAACGAGUAAAUCCCGAGAAACAUCAACAAGGCACUAGUAACAACUAGUAUCGUGAAUAAAUCUUGAAUGAUAUAAAUUCGAA